This is a messenger RNA of Linum trigynum, 3267 nucleotides long. The record is from the annotation of a GenBank genome assembly. NCBI's taxonomy places the organism in Eukaryota, Viridiplantae, Streptophyta, Magnoliopsida, Malpighiales, Linaceae.
CGCCAUUGUCUUUUAACGUUCUCCUUCCUUCCUGUGUUCACGAGAAAAAGAGAGAGAGAGAGGAACAAGAGGAAACAGAAGCUAGCCAAGCCCAGCCAUGGCUGCUUUUCUUCCUUCCUUUCUCUCAUGACCAAAUUUCCCUUUCUUCCAGCUCGCUGCAAUUUUCAGCGCCUCAAGCAACUAACUGAAUCACGCGAACGGCGUCUAUCGCCGGCCGGCGUUCGUUGCUGAUCGCUGCAUACAAUUUGACUCUUCAAAAUCGUUGUUUUCUCUCCUCUGUUUUUGCUUCUUCGGCGGAGUGUUUGGAUUCUGUGAUUCUGUAUGUGUUUGCUAUGGGAGACACGGAGAGCUGCAGCAGCAGAGCUGUUGAUUUCGUGCCGGCGGUGAGCAGGAACCAGAGGCAGAAAGUUGCGGUCUACAAUGAAGUCCUCCGCCGGCUUACGAACUCCAAUGACGAGGAAUCCGGCCUUCCAGGCUUCGAAGACGAGCUCUGGAAUCAUUUCCUCCGUCUUCCCACUAGAUACGCGCUGGAAGUGAACGCGGAGAGGGCGCAGGACGUGCUUAUGCACAAGAGAUUACUGCAGAUGGCUCAUGAUCCGGCUACUAGGCCGGCAAUUGAAGUCCGGCUGGUACAGGUUUAUUCUGCAUCCCAUGGAAACUCUGGUGACUCUGCUCAUGCUGACUUUCCCAAGAAAAAGCAACCUCAAUCUUCUGAUCAACCCUUGAAGCAGAGCCUCCAUCCACCACCUGCCUUUGGUUCAUUGCCAGACCUAGAACUUGCAUAUGAAGCUCAAGAUAAGGAUACCGGCAGUGUAAUUUACUCUCGGCUUAUGCAUGAAAUCACAAUUUCCACGAAUGAUAAGCCAAAGCUUCUGAGUCAGUUAACUUCCUUACUCUCUGAGCUUGACCUAAAUAUACAAGAAGCACAUGCUUUUUCCACCACAGAUGGGUACUCAUUAGAUGUGUUUGUUGUUGACAAUUGGAGCUCUGAGGAGACAUAUAAACUAAGAGUCGUGCUGGAAAAUGAAAUUCCGAAGAUUGAGCAAGACCAAACAGGAACGAAUCCCAGAUCUUCUGAAAUGAGCAUCCCAACUGUGCCAAUUGAUGUUUGGGAAAUUGAUGCAAGAUUACUGAAGUAUGAGUACAAAGUUGCAUCUGGACCCUAUGGAGACACGUAUAAAGGCACCUUCUGUAGUCAAGAUGUGGCUAUCAAGCAUUUCAGGGCAGAGCACCUAUGCAAAAAACUUCAAAAGGAAUUCGCUCAAGAAGUCUUUAUUAUGAGGAAAGUCCGGCACAAGAAUGUUGUUCAGUUCAUCGGUGCAUGUACCAGGAGGCCAAACCUAUGUAUUGUGACAGAAUUUAUGUCUGGUGGAAGCAUGUACGACCAUCUGCAUAAAAGGAAGGAAUGUUUUAAUCUUCAGUCCUUACUCAGAGUGGCAGUUGAUGUAUCCAGAGGAAUGAACUACUUGCACAGAAAUAACAUAAUCCACAGAGACCUGAAAGCUGCCAAUCUUCUAGUGGAUGAAAACGGAGUUGUCAAGGUUGCUGAUUUUGGUGUUGCCAGAGUGCAAGAUCGUUCAGGAGUAAUGACUGCAGAAACUGGAACAUACCGUUGGAUGGCUCCGGAGGUUAUUGAACACAAACCAUACAAUCACAAAGCUGAUGUUUUCAGCUUCGGCGUUAUGCUGUGGGAACUGCUCACAGGAAAGGUCCCUUAUGACAACUUGACCCCAUUGCAAGCUGCAGUUGGCGUAGUACAGCAGGGGCUGAGACCAUCCAUCCCAAAGAACACCCAUCCCAAAUUGGUGGAACUUCUUGACAGAUGCUGGGACAGAGACCCAUGUUUGAGGCCUGAAUUCUCUGAAAUUUUGGAACUUCUACAGAACUUACAGGGGAUGGUCACGGAGGAAGGAGAAGACAGGGUGAAACACAAGGUAUCUAGGAAAGUAGUAGCUGCAACGGGCUGAGAACGGGAGUUUGAGGUUGCAAGAAGUGAGAAAACUUUGUACAUAACGUUUGUUGUAGUAAAAUCUCACCCUUGAGAAACAAUUGAUUUAUGUGUUUACAUUUUUGUUUGUUCUAAGUUAGUAACCAGUUUUCUCUUUCAACAACUUGUACUAAUGUUUAACUGUUGUUCAGCUUAUGAGAGUGGUAUGCACGAUCUCGCGCUGGAAAUAAUUGUAAACUUGCUAACUCCAUGUAUUCCGAGGAAAUAUACAGCUCGAAGUUGGCAAGAGCAGAAACUUAAUUGUUCAUUUUUUGUUUUUGUAACACUUUUGCGUGCACCCAAGACUCAGGUCCCCUUCAAGAACACUUCUCGAGGCAUGAUGAUGAGGCUGGAAGCUGUAACAGAUGUAUUCUACACCGGAAAAAGGUAACUCCAGUAUUUGAUUAAUUUGUGCCCCAGAACUGGAACUUUGAGAGUCUGUUGUAUUUUCCUUGACUUGAAAAGAUCAUAUCACUGAAUCAAUAUAGGUGCAUAUUAAGUAAAAAUUGUUCGGUGGAGGAAGAAUAACUUGGAUUAUCUGUGCACUGUCGGGAAUUGUCCAAAAGACAACAUAUGCUAUUACUAGAAAUAACACCCGAUAUUAUAAUAGGCAUUAAGUUGAUAAUCACUAGUUGCUAGUAGCACUAGCAUCUUUGGUCUAUUCAGCUAAUGUGGAACCCUCUUAUAACUUCGUACCCUUUUUUACCUGCGGUAGCUUUACACUUCAUGUUGCAGUCGUCAACUCUCUACGUUUUCAAGUCCACAGCUUAGAUUCUUCGAUCAUGGACAGUCUUUAAUUUGCGUUUCAUGUACAUUUCAUUAGAUGGUAUUCAUGCAGCAGUGUCUUCUAGAACUUAUGUGGGUUACUCUAUAAUAUAUGAUCUGAAUCAGUUUUCAGAAAACCAUUAAGCAUCCACUCAAGAGCAUUUCCUCCAAUGGAGACAUUGAGAAAGCCUUGAAGUCUUGAUGUUCUCAUGCCAAAAUGCAGCAGCAACAUGAAGAAAAAGAAGCCCUCUUGAAUCACAGCUAUGGCCAGGAAGAGCAGUUAGUUGUAUGGUAUUCAUAAUUGCACUCCAUCCACAGAAACAAUGGGGCUGCUGCUGCAAACCCCAGCAAACCAGCAAAGCAAAAGGUAUCCUUCAACGAAAUUGCAGAGGAAGCCAUGUGGUGCAUAGCAGAUAAAGACAGCCAACCGUCCCACGAUGAUGUAUCCUUUCGUCGUAACCCAUGGAGGUCACUCAUGAUCAGAACCAAGUCCAUAAUAAUCGAAGAUGAAGACU